This is a messenger RNA of Polychytrium aggregatum, 1760 nucleotides long. RefSeq lists its product as uncharacterized. The transcript is spliced from 4 exons. The record is from RefSeq and is a predicted model, not a curated record. Lineage: Eukaryota; Fungi; Chytridiomycota; Chytridiomycetes; Polychytriales. Bases 1 to 1419 code for a protein of 472 amino acids.
AUGGGCAGCAACAUCGAAAAGCUCAACAAGAACAUGCUCGAGUGGAAGGAGACAAAGUCGACCGUGACCCCGAUUUCCUCGAUCAGCGAUGCAACCCAUGCUCUGAACCUGUCGCUCGGCUCACUCGGUGCCUUGAACCCGCUUGGAUCUGCAUCUGCACACCCGCUCACCGCGACAGCAUCGUCUUUGACUGCCACCGAUCCCAACGUCUUUGCGCCGUUGUUCAACGCCCAGCUGAAGGCCCUCUCCGAGAAGACCGGUUUGGAUUACAAGGUCAUUCCCUACGACACGCACUUUGAUAUCGUUGUGCAGAAGAAGAACCCAUUCACCGCCUAUCGAACUCCAAUGGCCCAUCCGUGGUACUCGCUCACUGCCGACCAGCAAACCUUUACGGGCGAUUUGCGAGGCAAGAUAUUGAACUCGGUCAAGCUGAACGACUGGGCCCAGAUGACAUACCCACACUGGGAUACUGCUGAGGGUUGGCUGAAGCGCGGUAUUCCCCCUCCUCCAAAGGGAUGGGUGCCCGGUCAGAUCAUCAUGGACGAUAGCGAGGUUCAGGAGAUCUACAAGUUUGUCUCGGAAACUAUGCUCAAGAAGGCCGAACAACCACUGAUGGAUUUCCUUUCCGAUGUCGGCAACAGAAAGGUCAUUGGAUACCACGCGUUUGCCGGCGGACUGAUCCCCAAGGAGAACCGCAUUUCAGGGGCCAACAACGACAAUGCCAAAACCCUCCAACUUGCCAACGAUGUCGUCAAGGCGCUGAGCACUGCCUUCGAUAAAGUCAUUCCAAGUUUGCUCAGUAUGGGUAUUAUCAAUGCAGACGCUGCCGGAGGCGCUAAGCGCACGCUUAAGGAGUUUUUCAUGUCAUGGGGAUUCACCAUGAAUUCCUCGAAUAUCGUGAGCUCUGUCAUGAAUGCAUUCAAUAAAUCACUCAGUAAAAUCCAUAGAACCGGUGAUAUGGAACCCUUUACAAACGCCGAUGACCGCCAAAAGUUGAUGUACAGCUACGCAAAUGCUGAUGCCCAAGCGGCUGCUACAACUCGCAAGGCCGUUGACUAUGAAACUAAGAGAAGUCAAACGGAUAAUCUGGAUUACUAUGCUGAUGUCUAUCUUAAGGACCAUAUUGAUACCUAUGCCAACCUCAUGUUCCAGAUGUGUGCGUUGACUGGCAUCCUACUCGCAUAUACCUUGGUCCAAGAGAAGGCCGAUGAGCUGAUUACCCAGCGCAAGAGAGACGGUUCUCUCGAUAUUACCCGCUUCAUCGGUAUCAAGAAAACCCAACUCUAUGAAGAUAUGGAGACCUUGAGCUCUGGUGGAGUUGUUUACAGCGACAGAGCAGACAAAUCAGAAUGGCACAAUCCCGAGACAAUUAAAAAGAUCAUCAUCAAAGUUCGUGAAUUGACACCAGCGAGAGCUUGAUUUGCUUCACAUGUCCAUCCAUCAGGAGCUCAAGCAGGUUGAAAAAAAAUAUCAGUAUAGAGAUCAGCCGGUGGCGUCAUUUUCAUCCUUUCCUCAUUCAUGAUCAUCGUGCUGGGAUACUACGACCGAAGCAACCUGGGCGACGACAUCUUUGCCCGCAUGUGGCCAUGGCUUUUGCAGCAAGUCACCACUGACGACGUCUACGUUGGCAGCCUCGAAGACCCCAUAGAACAACUUCCUCUGACCACGCCCAGGUGUAUCAUCUUGGGCGGGGGUGAUCUGAUCAACGAGUACUUUCUGAAUAGGCUGGUUGCUGUCGUUUAUUCACGAUAAAACCGAAC